GAGAGCGGACAGAAACCGCAUCAGGGAUCACAGAGGAACGAGGGGAGAGAGGAAAACAAGAGAAGCGACAGAUACGGACAGGAGGGGACUGUAAGGGUUGCAGGAGCGAGCGCUGCGUGGCAGUGACCCCUCUCAGGGGCUCUGAGGAGGAGGAGGAGGAGGAAGAAACGGGGGCGCCAUGGCGCAAGCCGCCAAGCAGCUGCGGAAGACUAAGGACCUAGCGGAGCAAGCGGCCCAGGAGCAGCGGGAGAGGGAGGAGGAGCUGAACAGGAAGAGGAGUCGGUCAAGGGACCGCAAGCGCAAGGCUGAUGCUGCCACCAGUUUUCUCCGUGCGGCUCGUUCUGGGAACCUGGACAAGGCCAUGGACCACAUCAAGAAUGGGAUUGACAUUAACACAGCCAAUCAGAAUGGCCUCAAUGGCCUCCACUUGGCCUCUAAAGAAGGCCAUGUCAAGAUGGUAUUGGAGCUACUGCACAAUAAUAUUGAUCUGGAGGCCACAACUAAGAAAGGGAACACAGCUUUGCACAUUGCUGCUCUGGCGGGACAGGAGAGGGUGGUAGCAGAGCUGGUUAACUACGGAGCCAACGUCAAUGCCCAGUCACAGAAAGGCUUCAGUCCACUCUAUAUGGCUGCACAGGAAAAUCACUUGGAGGUGGUGAAGUUCCUGCUGGAAAAUGGAGCCAAUCAGAGUCUGCCCACAGAGGAUGGCUUCACUCCCCUGGCGGUGGCGCUGCAGCAGGGCCAUGAGAAUGUGGUGGCCCUGCUCAUCAACUAUGGGACCAAGGGCAAGGUGCGGCUCCCAGCCCUUCACAUUGCGGCGCGUAAUGAUGACACGCGCACUGCUGCUGUGCUGCUGCAGAAUGACCCAAACCCUGACGUGCUGAGCAAGACAGGCUUCACUCCGCUCCACAUUGCAGCUCAUUAUGAGAAUCUGAGUGUGGCUCAGCUGCUGUUGAACAGGGGAGCCAAUGUAAACUUCACACCUAAAAACGGCAUCACUCCUCUGCAUAUUGCCGCCAGGAGAGGAAACGUGAUAAUGGUCCGUCUGCUUCUGGACAGGGGGGCCCAAAUAGACGCCAGGACUAAGGAUGAACUGACUCCACUACACUGUGCAGCCAGGAAUGGGCAUGUUCGGGUCAUUGAGUUUCUACUGGACCAGGGAGCACCGAUUCAAGCAAAGACCAAGAAUGGCCUGUCCCCCAUCCACAUGGCUGCACAGGGAGACCACAUGGACUGUGUGCGGCAACUGCUUCAGUAUAAUGCUGAGAUUGAUGACAUCACGCUGGACCACCUGACCCCACUCCACGUGGCUGCACACUGUGGUCACCACCGCAUGGCCAAGGUCCUGCUGGACAAGGGGGCCAAGGCCAAUGCCCGCGCACUGAAAGUGGAGACGCCCUUGCACAUGGCUGCACGGGCGGGACAUUGUGAGGUGGCCCAGUUUCUGCUGCAGAACAUGGCACAGGUGGAUGCGAAGGCCAAGAAAGGCUUCACUCCCCUUCAUGUGGCAUGUAAAUAUGGCAAACUGGAUGUGGCAGAGCUUCUGCUGGAGAGAGGCGCCAAUCCCAACACUUCUGGCAAGAAUGGGCUGACCCCGUUACACGUGGCUGUGCAUCACAACAACCUGGAUGUGGUCAAGCUGCUGGUCAGCAAAGGCAGCUCUCCAUACAACACUGCAAGAAAUGGCUACACACCCCUGCACAUCGCUGCCAAGCAGAACCAACUGGAGGUGGCCAGCACACUGCUGCAGCACGGCGCGCCGCCCAACGCCGAGUCCCUGCAGGGCAUCACACCCCUGCACCUGGCUGCACAAGAGGGCCGCUUUGACGUGGUGUCCCUGCUCAUCUCCAAGCAGGCCAACGUCAACCUGGGAAACAAGAAUGGACUGACCCCUUUGCACCUAGUGGCCCAGGAAGGUCACAUAGGUAUAGCAGACAUGCUGGUCAAGCAGGGUGCCUCUGUGUUCACAGCAUCACGGAUGGGAUACACCCCCCUACAUGUGGCUUGUCACUACGGCAACAUCAAGAUGGUGAAAUUUCUCCUACAGCAACAGGCUAAUGUGAACAGCAAGACUCGGGCGGGCUACACACCUCUCCACCAGGCUGCUCAGCAGGGACACACAGACAUCGUCACCCUGCUCCUGAAGCAUGGAGCAAUGCCCGAUGAAACCACCGCUAAUGGUAGCACCGCCUUGGGAAUCGCCAGGCGCUUGGGCUACAUCUCCGUCAUUGACGUUCUGAAGCUAGUCACCGAGGAGACUGUCGCCGUGGUGACCAGUCACAAGUAUAGGCCCUCGUUCACAGAGUCCAUCAGUGUCUGUCUGUGUUUGCUCUGCACAGGCGAUGAACUUCCUUGUCUGGAAGGAGCUCGGUGUUUGAAGCUGGAUGACCUCAAAGACCAGGACGAAGACUUCCUCUCACCAAAAAAGUCCCUCAGGGACUUCGAGAGUGGGCAGGGGACAACGCCAUACUCUCCAGCUAUACCCAGGAUUCCCUGCGUGUCCCCAGAGACUGUCAUGCUGGAUCAGCACAUCCCUGCUCCUCUGCCCAAGGAGUAUGAUGACGACUCCCUGAUCCCCAGCAGCCCGGCCACAGAGACCUCCGACAACGUCAGCCCCGUGGCCAGCCCAGUUCACACCGGGUUCCUCGUCAGCUUCAUGGUGGACGCCCGCGGGGGGUCCAUGCGCGGCAGCCGCCAUAAUGGGCUGCGUGUGAUCAUCCCACCGCGCACAUGCGCAGCCCCCACGCGCAUCACCUGCCGCCUGGUCAAGCCCCAGAAGUUGAAAACACCGCCCCCGCUGGUGGAAGGGGAAGGGCUGGCUAGCCGCAUUAUCUCCCUGGGCCCGUCCAGCAUGCAGUUUCUGGGGCCUGUGAUCGUGGAGAUCCCUCACUUCGCGGCUUUGGGUCGGGGCGACCGGGAGCUCGUCAUCCUGCGCAGCGAGAACGGUUCCGUCUGGAAGGAGCACCGCAAUCGCUAUGGAGACGAUGUGCUGGAAACCAUCCUGAAUGGCAUGGAUGAAGACCUGGAGAGCCAAGAGGAACUGGAGAAGAAGCGAAUCCGUCGGAUCAUCUCCACCGACUUCCCUCUUUACUUUGCUGUGGUGUCACGUGUACAGCAGGAGAGUGACCUCAUUGGACCAGAGGGAGGUCAGCUGACAAGCAAGCUGAUGCCAAUGGUCCAGGCCACGUUCCCAGAUUCUGCUGUUACCAAGAAAGUCCGUCUGGGGCUGCAGGCUCAGCCAGUCCCAGAUGAGCUGGUCACCAAACUGCUGGGCAACCAAGCGACCUUCAGCCCUGUCGUGACAGUGGAGCCACGCAGACGUAAAUUUCACCGUCCCAUCGCCCUUCGCAUCCCACUGCCCCCCUCCUGGCGGGAGAGUCCACGUGACAUGGGGGAGGGGGACACCAACAGCCUGCGUCUGCUCUGCAGUGUCAUUGGUGGUACGUCCUCAGCGCAGUGGGAGGACAUCACCGGCACCACCAAGCUGAUGUGCUGCGGUAACUGUGCCAACUUCACCACCAACGUCUCUGCACGGUUCUGGCUGGCAGACUGCCCCCGCACCGCAGAGGUCGUGUCCUUUGGCAACCUGCUGUACCGUGAGCUGACGGCGGUUCCCUACAUGGCUAAAUUUGUGGUGUUCGCCAAGAUGAAUGAGGCGCGGGAGGGUCGUUUGCGAUGCUACUGUCUGACAGACGACAAGAUGGACAAAACCCUGGAGCAGCACGAGAACUUCACCGAGGUGGCCCGCAGUCGUGACGUCGAGGUGAUGGAGGGUAUGCCACUGCACCUGGAGUGCACUGGGAACCUGAUGCCCAUGAGGAAGGCAACUCAGCAGCCCCGAAGCUUCUGCUUCCAAGCCUUCAAAGACAACCGGCUUCCUGUUUCUGUUAAGGUGAGAGACAACACUAAAGAGCCUUCUGGAUUCCUGACAUUUCUGCGCAAGUCCACCAAGUAUGAGGACAGCCAGCACGUCCUGUGCAACCUCAAUAUCACCAUGCCACCCUGUGUCAAGGUUGCAGGUGGAGAGGAACGUAGACGGACGCUAACUCCACUGGCUUUGAGGGAGCGAUAUAGCGCCCUGAAUGAGUCGGCCCUCGCCUCAAUGAAGGCUAUGGAGAGGGCAGAGCUAAAGAUGACCCUUAUUUCUGAGCAGCUCGGCCUGAGCUGGGCAGAACUGGCACGGGAGCUGCAGUUCAGUGUGGACGAUAUCAAUCGGAUCCGGGUGGAGAAUCCUAAUUCAUUACUGGAUCAAAGCUCCACCUUACUCAACCUGUGGGCUGCUCGUGAAGGGAAGAGGGCCAAGAUGGAAAGCCUGUAUAUGUCUCUGAGGCGCAUCGACAGGGCCGACAUUGUCAACUCGCUGGAGGAUCAGCUUCUGCAGGCUGGGGUGGUUCUGGAGGAGGGGGCAUGUCGGAAUACUGACCGUGACUCCCUCCUGUCCCCCCGAGUGACUAAUGGUUAUGGGCUGGUCCAGGAGGAGCUCCUGUCUCCGGCCUCCAUGCAGUACAGCUUGCCCUCCCCCCUGGGCGUCGAGCCCGACUGGCAGGAAGUCUCCAGCUUAGAGCGCGCCCCCAUGGCCACCACGGAGGAGGACACACUGGCUGAGCUGUCAGAUGCGCAGGCAUGGCCCUCAGGCGUAGGGGCGGGGGCGGGGCUUCCAGCCGUGGACGACUCCUCGCUGGAGUGCAGCAAUGCGGACGAGUCAGAAGGCGUGCUCAGCCUGCCCUGCAGCAGCCUGGGCCGGCCAGGCAGCGGGGCCAGCGGCCUCAGCAGCUCACUCAUGGAGCUCGAGGAGGAAGAGGAGGAGGAAGAGGCCGAGCUGCGGGGAAAGAUGCCAGAGGUCAACUUCAAUGGGCUGGUUGGAGGUCAGAGGUCAGAGGUCAGGAAGGUGAAGGUGGGGACGGCAGCAAGCAGCAGCGUGUCAGGCGGAGGUGGAAGAGGAGAGCAGGGCACAGAUGGAGAGCCAGGUUCAGAAGACGGGGUAUGUCUCGUUUCAGGACAACAGCAGGGCUUCGCCCAGCUGGGGGAGGCAUCCGGGCUGAGCUACGGAGCACAGAGGGUGGGAGACAGGCUGACCAGCCCUGCCUUUCAGCCAUACAUGCCGGAGUACUCUGUCCCGGAUUCCGCUCAGGACCGGCAAGGGACCGAAUCUGCAACAGCACCGGCGUGUGAGCAGGGCCAGUCUCGUGUUUUUCAGGAGGCCCUUCUGACCCCCGUGCUGGACACGGGGCACUCGGAGGUGCUGCGGAGGCAUGUUCUGGGGGGAGAGAAGCACAAGAAAGGCCAGGGCAGUGAGGUGGAUGCCCAUGGAAAUGAUGAACGCAAUAAUGAGCAAGAUAUCAUUCCCAAGAAGAGCACCCGUCGGCCUACGCGGAAGGGCAGAGCUCCUUCCGAAGAGCCAGGACACGCUGACACCCGAGGGAUGGAGGGGGCUGCAGAGCAACAGGGACGCAUGGGCAGCAAGCCGGAGGAUGACGUGAAGAAGCGCAGCAGUCAAAGGAAGGUGAAAAAAUGAAGUGGGCUGUUCCACCCGCACAGGACCAGAUGUCUGAUGCCAAACUUCAACACAGACCACUGUGAACGUUGGACGAGGCAGAAAGGACAUCAAGGCAAAAGGAAUGAGGAUGGAUUGGGGAAAAAAUAACUUCUAAACAGCACUGGAAUCACAGAGACGGCCAUCAGCGAGACACAAACCCGCACAUGGUCGUCUGCUUGUAGUUUUGUUACCAUUUUUAAUAAGAAAUGGCUUUAGCUUAGAGGCAUGACUUUUAUAUAUAAAAACAAAACAGAAAAACAUACUGAAACCAAGACAAAGUGCUUCCUGUUACACAUAUAAGCAUGACUGCGUCCGUGCAUGAACUCUCCUUGGGCGGGGGUGUGAAGCCACGGUUUACGAGGCAGCCAGUGUCUCGCGUGUCACGUUCCCUGGUGCUCGCGAGUUUAAUAUUGGCCCCCCCGCCGCGGUGGCCCCCGAGCCCAAGCUGCUCUUAUGUGUGGUAUAUGCACAGUGAUGAUUCCCCGUCAAGCUGUGUGCAUGUGUGUCUGUGUGCUUUUGCAAAGUCCUCUUUGGCAUGCGCUGAGGUGUGUGUGUGUGUGUGUGUGUGUGUGUGUGGCCUGGGAGAGGCGCAGACCACGCUGAUGGUGCAGCUUCCUCCUGCUCCACCAGCAGCAGCAUCUUCCUCUCACAGUUGCAUCCUCUCCAUCGGUACCCAGGAGUGUCAGUAGCAGCUUUGCUGGCAUGGAGCCUCACUGACACGUGUUAAGGUGUAGCGUUCAGCGUCUGCUUGAACAAAGGCUCUCUCCUGGCGUGUUCUCUGGGUAUUGCUGUGCCAGAGGGUUCUUUCCUUGACAUCAUCUUCUUUCCACUCAGGAGCACAGAAAAUGCAGAGUUUGUCACUGUGAUCAUCAGUGUGAAACUGACCCCAGGACUGUGAAGCCUGACACUUUCCUGCUUCACCAGCUUCAUUCCCACCACCUUCUACAUAGACACACACACGCAGACACAAAUUCACAAACACACACAGUCCUGUGGGUUGUGGGAAACCCAUGUUAGCAAUAAUACUGGAAGAACUGAAUUGUAGUGUGGAUUGAUUUGUGUGUUUGAGUGCAUAUGUCUGUGACUGUGUGUGUGUGUGUGUGUGUGAGUCUGUGUCUGCAUCUUCGUGUCUGUAUGUACUAUGUGUGUCUGUGUAUGUUUUGAAUGUGUAUGUGUUAAAUGUUUCUGUAUGUGUUGAGUGU
This is a messenger RNA of Paramormyrops kingsleyae, 6738 nucleotides long. The record is from RefSeq and is a predicted model, not a curated record. NCBI's taxonomy places the organism in Eukaryota, Metazoa, Chordata, Actinopteri, Osteoglossiformes, Mormyridae.